AUGCAUUUCUAUCAGAAACUUCUGACCUUCCUGGCCUUCGGAGCCACUCUCGUAGCCGCACAGAUCACUGCUGGAGUCGUCGGUGGUUCCACUCAACUGUGCACCUUGCCUGCCGUACCUCCCUUCCCCGCCGCGUUCUUGGCUUGCCCGGAGCAAUCACUCUGUACCUCCGAUGGAAGCGGCUGUACCGGGGCUCGUCACAAUGCCCUUACAGACCAAUGCACCUAG
Messenger RNA from Penicillium samsonianum, 228 nucleotides. RefSeq lists its product as uncharacterized. Lineage: Eukaryota; Fungi; Ascomycota; Eurotiomycetes; Eurotiales; Aspergillaceae. Bases 1 to 228 code for a protein of 75 amino acids. The record is from RefSeq and is a predicted model, not a curated record. The transcript is spliced from 3 exons.